UCACGGCAUUCCUCUAUCGCUCUUAUAUUAUAUUUCUUCUUUCUUUUUUGCACUAUCCAUUUGUAGACCUCAAUCUCUCCCUCCUUCGCUCUUCGUUGUUAUCUUUAACCCAUCUUCAUCACUUCGCUUCAUCCAUUUUCACUGCCGCAUAGAAGGUUGUGAGUACUCUGUUUGAAAGAUGGAGAUUACCAAUGUCACUGAGUAUGAGGCUAUUGCAAAGGAGAAGUUGCCAAAGAUGGUAUAUGACUACUACGCAUCUGGUGCUGAAGACCAGUGGACCCUGAAGGAGAACCGCAAUGCCUUUUCCAGGAUUUUAUUCCGUCCCCGUAUUCUUAUCGACGUAAGUAAGAUAGACAUGUCUACGACUGUGCUGGGAUUCAAAAUUUCAAUGCCUAUUAUGAUUGCUCCAACUGCCAUGCAAAAGAUGGCUCACCCUGAAGGGGAGUAUGCAACCGCCCGAGCAGCAUCUGCAGCAGGCACUAUUAUGACCCUUUCCUCGUGGGCUACCUCUAGUGUGGAAGAAGUUGCCUCCACUGGACCUGGCAUUCGUUUCUUCCAGCUAUAUGUGUACAAGGAUAGAAACGUGGUGGCGCAACUUGUGAGAAGAGCUGAAAAAGCUGGAUUCAAAGCCAUUGCCCUGACUGUGGACACUCCAAGGCUUGGUCGCAGGGAAGCUGAUAUCAAGAACAGAUUUACUUUGCCACCAUUUUUGACAUUGAAGAACUUUGAGGGAUUGGAUCUUGGUAAAAUGGACCAGGCAGACGACUCUGGACUUGCCUCAUAUGUUGCGGGGCAGAUCGACCGUACUCUCAGCUGGCAGGAUGUGAAGUGGCUGCAGACCAUCACCAAGUUGCCAAUUCUAGUGAAGGGUGUACUUACUGCUGAGGACACAAGGAUCGCCGUUCAAAGUGGAGCUGCUGGAAUUAUUGUUUCAAAUCAUGGAGCUCGCCAACUCGACUAUGUCCCUGCAACCAUCAUGGCUUUAGAAGAGGUUGUCAAAGCUGCUAGAGGCGAAGUUCCUGUUUUCUUGGACGGCGGUGUUCGGCGUGGAACAGACGUUUUCAAAGCAUUAGCACUCGGCGCAUCUGGCAUAUUUAUUGGGAGGCCAGUGGUGUUCUCUUUGGCAGCAGAGGGCGAGGCUGGUGUGAGGAAAGUUCUUCAGAUGCUGCGUGACGAGUUUGAGCUGACAAUGGCGUUGAGCGGGUGCCGCUCACUUCAGGAGAUCACACGCAACCACAUUGUAGCCGACUGGGACACUCCUCGUGUCGUACCGAGGCUAUGAGAGAUGGUUGUGUUGUGUAUGCAAGCAAGGAACAGCAAUUGGCAGUGUUGAAUUCUUGGGGUUCUGAUAUUAUAGCAUAUGAACGAUGCUCUGUUAUGAUAAGCAUAUGUGAUGUCUUCUUGAAUGGGAUAUUACAUUCAUCCUAUAUUGUUUCUGUUGCCAAUAAUGGAAAAAAGGUAUUUUGAAUU
Messenger RNA from Cucurbita maxima (winter squash), 1470 nucleotides. Its product is annotated as (S)-2-hydroxy-acid oxidase GLO1. Gene Ontology annotation, molecular function: FMN binding; oxidoreductase activity. NCBI's taxonomy places the organism in Eukaryota, Viridiplantae, Streptophyta, Magnoliopsida, Cucurbitales, Cucurbitaceae. The coding region runs from base 179 to 1282 and encodes 367 amino acids. The transcript has 12 exons. The record is from RefSeq and is a predicted model, not a curated record. Gene Ontology annotation, cellular component: peroxisome.